Petromyzon marinus (sea lamprey) is the source of this 4137-nucleotide messenger RNA. Its product is annotated as vesicular integral-membrane protein VIP36-like. The record is from RefSeq and is a predicted model, not a curated record. NCBI's taxonomy places the organism in Eukaryota, Metazoa, Chordata, Hyperoartia, Petromyzontiformes, Petromyzontidae. Gene Ontology annotation, molecular function: D-mannose binding. Gene Ontology annotation, cellular component: endoplasmic reticulum-Golgi intermediate compartment; COPII-coated ER to Golgi transport vesicle; endoplasmic reticulum membrane. Gene Ontology annotation, biological process: endoplasmic reticulum to Golgi vesicle-mediated transport.
GAGGCGUCAAAGCGGCGCGGACCCCCACGUAAGAUGGCCGCGUUGGCAGCGCGAGAACGCGGUCCGGUCUGAUCAAGGGGUCCCCCGUGGGGAGGAAGGCGGAGCAGGGAGCCCGACUCUCCUCGCGUCUCCUCGAGUCCCCCCGCGUCUCCUCGAGUCUCCCCGCGUCUCCUCGAGUCCCCCCGCGUCUCCUCCCUCUCCGAGGCGGCCCUGCGAAGGAGGCGGCAGGGACCCCCAGGACUUGAACCCCGGACCCCUGCAUCCCUGCAAUCCCUGAGCCUCGUCUCGCCAUGGGCCCCUCUCUCAUGCAGCUGCUGCUGCUACUUCUGCUCCGCCCGUGCGCCGGUGACCCUGGCGAACUGGGGGAGCACUACAAGCGGGAACACAGCCUUGUCAAGCCCUACCAGGGUGCUGGCUCGGGCAGCAUGGCCCUGUGGGACAUGGCCGGGAGCACGAUGGUGACCAGCCAGUACGUGCGGCUCACGCCCGACCAGCAGAGCAAGCAGGGCGCGCUGUGGAACCGCGUGCCGUGCUACCUGCUGGACUGGGAGCUGCACGUGCAGUUCAAGGUGCACGGGCACGGCAAGAAGAACCUGCAUGGGGACGGCCUAGCGCUGUGGUACACGAUGGACCGCAUGCAGCUGGGAUCCGUGUUUGGAAACAAAGAGAACUUCCGAGGGCUGGGGAUUUUCUUGGACACGUACUAUAACGAGGGGAAGAAGCACGAACGUGUGUUCCCCUACAUCUCGGUGAUGGUGAAUAACGGCUCCUUGCGCUACGAGCACGAGAAGGACGGCAGCAGCACGGAGGUGGCGGGGUGCGCUGCCGCGCUGCGCAAUGUCAACCACGACACCUUCCUCUCCGUGCGCUACUCUGCCCAGCGACUCACGAUUAAGGUCGACGUGGACGAUAAGGGCGAGUGGCGCGACUGUGUGGACGUGCCAGGCGUCCGCCUCCCCACCGGCUAUUACUUCGGCGCCUCCUCCGCCACCGGAGACCUCUCAGAUAACCACGACAUCGUGUCGAUGAAGGUGUACGAGUUGAGUGUGGAGCACACCCUCGAGGAGAUGCAGUUCGACUGGAGCUCCGUGGAGCCGAGUGCCGAGUUCCCGCACCACGCCCGUCUCUCCGACGAGCCCAGCUACCGGAACGAGCCGCUGAGCGGCAUCAAGGUGUUCCUCCUUGUCUUCUUCGGACUCAUCGGCAUCGUCAUCUGUGCCGUCGUCGCUGUCAUCGUCCUGCAGAAGCGGCAGGAGCAGAGCCGCAAGCGCUUCUACUGACCCCGGGGGUCGGGGGUCAGCGUGGGGUCGGCGGGGGGAGGGCAGCUCGGUGACUUCAUCACCACGCUUGGCAGCGAUACUGCCGACUGCCCCAGACCGCCGGGCAGGGCUCCAAGAUCUGGUGUGGGCUUCUGGUUUCUGGAUUCCGAUUUAUUUGGAUUGGGGAUCUGGAUUCCGGGUCUGGUUUUAGAGGUCUGAUUGAGGAUCUGGAUUUAGGAUCUAGAUUAGAGAUCUGGUGUGAGUAAUUGCAUUGAAUUGGGGACCUGGAUAUGGGAUCUGGCUUCCAAGAUAUGGUUUGGGGAACUGCAUUGAUUUGAUUUGUGGAUCUGGAUUAGAGAUUUGGUUUGGUGAUCUGGAUUGGGGAUCUGGAUCGGGGUUCUGGUUUAGGGAUAUGGCUUGGGGGUGGGGGGGGGAUAGAGCGUAGUGGUCCAUGACUUUGGCUGCGUCUGAUUGGCCGAGUGUUCGAUUGAGUGGAGGGAGGGGGCGAUGGUUGAGUGGGGGAGUGUUGUGAGGGGCUGUGAGGUGGGUUGUUGUGGGAGGUUAGGCCUAAGCUGUUGGGGCAGUUUAACUGAUUUAUUUUCACUUCUUUAAAAGUUUCCACAGAGCAAAAAUAUUGUCGAAUGAGCGGUGAGGAGGGUUAGGAAGCCACGAUGGUCGGGGUGAGGCGCUUGAAGUGGACGUGAAGCGAGUCUGACUGCGUCUGCGUGUUAAUCAUUGGGCCCCCCUCUUGUUUUGUCGUUGUAACGUGGAGUGGUGGCAUAGUGCGCUGUGCACCCACCGUGCCGUCCUCUUCCAGAUCCCGCAGCUGCUGCAUGGCAAACUGCGACCUCCAAGUUCUGACCAGACCAUGUCCACCACUCUCUGCUCUUAAGACUCUCAGAGACAGACCCAUAGACUGGCAUAGUGACCCAGAGAUUCACAUCGAGGCCUAUACACGCACACAAACCCAUAGGUCUGCCAGAACAGCAUCCCACCACCGAGCCUGAGGUCUCCUCGUCCCCCGUGCUCGCCGGGCUCGUGGAGACCACUCCCAUGCCUGUCUCGGUGGCCGCCUGUCCACGCAUCCCGCCCAGAGCUGCCGUUUUUGCAGAGUUCACAUCUACAACACGGACGCCGUCCAUUUUCAGACCUGUAAAAUGAUGGGAAACCCCAUCACAACAGAACAAUUGAUGCAGCCGGAAACAGAUUUAAUGGCACAUGGAGGUGCGCUGCUUUGCGUGUCCAGACACCGUCGACUUUGUUCAGACCACGGCACGGCCACGUUCUCUCAACUCUGCGGGCUGCCGCUUCCAAAACGACAAUGGCCACACAAGUUCAGCUCUUCUGAGCCAGUGGUCUGGAUAUGUCCGAAAGCUUCACACACGCGAUGCUGCAUCACCUUCAUGACUUGUCAAAUCCGCUCGCACCGUUUCCAACGACAAACCGAACGGUGAAUCCCAUGCGAGGUCAAAGUUGACGGUGGUGGGGAGGUGUCUUGCUGGCGAUCGCGGGCGCCACCUCAACGCGGCAGCUCGUGCCGUCCGCAUCGCCCCGUGCCCCCUCCUCACGAGCCGCCCGUUUAAUUUCGCAGCCGGGGGAUUCCUAUCUCACCGAAUAUUUCCUGGCUCGCCGCGUGACUGGGGUAGGUGGCACGGGACUCGUAGCCGCGGGCAGCGCCGCCCGCAGGGGGGCAGCAGAGGGGGCCGUUCCACCCUGGACGUCGCACAAGGGGGCUCCACGACGGAGCACCCUGCCCCGGAGAUUCCUGGAACCCUUGGGUGGCCGCAGUCACAGCUGUGGGGCGGGGAGCCAACCCCUCUGUCAGGUGGAACCGUCCCCGAGUCGCACGCGCGGAAGGACGCGCUGCUGCUGCUGUCGUCGCCAUCGCUGCCAUCGCUGCCACUGCUGUGAAUAUUUGCAAAUGCACUGAUCUCCCCCCACCCCACCCUCACGGAUGUGAACUUUGCGAAUCGGCUGCGGCCCCCUGUGGGGAGCGCAAUGUGCCUUAACUCCGCGUUGUCGCAAAAAUUCCACGACGCCGCGACGCGCUCCCUGCACCGCCACCGCUACUCUCUCCUCACGCUCGGGCUCGCUGGCGCGGGGCCGGUGCGACCUGGGUCGUCGUGACCUGCGAUUGGGGCUUCGGGCCCCGGCCGAGGAAGGGGGGCGUCCGAGGGUCGUGUGGCCUCACCCCGAGGGCCGCUGCGAGCGAGGGUCCUAGGCCAACGAGAGCGGCGGUUUUGAAAUGCAACAAAAAAAUCAAAACGCAGCGGUCACAUUCUAUUUUUGGUAUAAAUCUGAUAUACGGGCAAGUGGGUGGGUAGCCUGGAAAUCUUGAGAGCAGGGUAGGUGGGUGGGUAGCCUAGUCGUGUGGGUGAGUAGGGUAGGUGGGUGGGUAGGGUAGGGGGUGGGUGAGUGGGGUGGGGGGGUAGCCUAGUUGUGUGGUUGAGUCGGAGAGGUGGGUAAGGUAGGUCGGUGGAUGGUAGGUGGGAGGGGUAGCUUGGCUCAUGUGGGUAGAGAAGUGAUAAGGUGGGUGUAAGUAAGUGAUUUGAUUUUAAUGGAUAAUCUUUUUCAUAAUGACAAUAAUUGCGCUUGUGGAGUCUGAUCACGUUCGUUGUACAUGCAUCGAUUCGCAUGCCCUCGCACGCACGCCCCGAUGCACGAAUCACAAUUGCAAUAAUCGAUGUCAAUCAAAUAUGCAUUCUAUUUAUACCUGGUAGGUAGGUAGAGGAGUGGGUAGGUGGGUGGACAGGUCCGUAUAUGGUUGGGUAGGUACGUGGGUGCACCGGUGGACGUGACCCAUCUCUGGGUGGCGUUUGAGAUCUGUUUACACAGCUCUGGUUUUUCUCAAAGUUCAAUAAACGUACCCCGUGCCAUA